Messenger RNA from Rhineura floridana, 841 nucleotides. Its product is annotated as protein adenylyltransferase SelO-like. The record is from RefSeq and is a predicted model, not a curated record. The transcript is spliced from 5 exons. Bases 29 to 349 code for a protein of 106 amino acids. Lineage: Eukaryota; Metazoa; Chordata; Lepidosauria; Squamata; Rhineuridae.
CAUAGGCGAACACUUUCCAUCAAUAAACAUGAAUGAUCCAAAUAGAUAUCUGGACUUUUUCUCUAGAGUCGUAUCUGAGACUGCACAUCUGAUUGCCUUGUGGAUGUCAGUAGGCUUUGCUCAUGGUGUGUGUAAUACAGAUAAUUUCAGCCUGAUAUCCAUUACUAUAGAUUAUGGUCCAUUUGGUUUUAUGGACUCUUACAAUCCAGAUUUUGUCCCAAACAUGUCUGAUGAUGAAAGACAGUAUAAAAUAGGAAACCAGGCAAAUAUUGGGUUGUUUAAUCUGAACAAGAUGUUACAGGCUCUAAACCCAUUACUGGAUCCCAGACAAAAGCAGCUGGAACUGUGAUUUACUAACCAGGAUCUUAAACCAUGACACUGAAGAACUGACAUGGAGAUAGACGCAUACAAAUCCAUAUUUCAUCCCUGGCUCACUUAACUAUGGUUUUAGUAAGGUGGAAAUGUUAUAUUCAGACUGGACCAGUGUCUGCUUUUUACUUUAGUUUUGUGGUAUUACUUCUGUUAGUGAACAGGCUUAGUCCCAGAGGUGAUGUGAUUCAAGCUAACAUGGACAACAAGCAACACAAACUCUGGCAUUGCCUAACUUAUGUGUACUAGAUCUUGCCAUAUAAAAUUAUUAUAUACUCUUGCAAUUAUAUAACAGUGGAACAACAAAUUAAAUGUGAAAGGAAUCUACUGCAUUGCUUGGAAAUUAUGCAAAGAAAAAGAAAGCAGAACUUAUUUGCAAAAUAGCAUGUUUUCCUUCAGGCUAACAAUACAACAUUUCUGAUUUGUUAAAAAUAAUUACAAAACAGUUUUGCUGCAGCAUUUGACAUUUUCU